GAUUGUUUAUGUUUGACUUUGAUGGUUGUGGCCUUUCGGAUAAAGGUAUAUCCCAAACCUAAUAAUUUUGUUUGGUUUUUUCUUCCUUUUUCGCUUCUCUUCUUUUGAUUUCCCAUUUAUAUAUUCUGCGUUUUCUUAUGGCAGUUUUCAACCUUUUCUUUUCUGAAUUUGUAUGCUUUAUGGGUCGUCAUUUAAUCUACUUAAUUAUCAUCGAGAUCAACUAAGAUAUCACUUUUUCAUACACUAUAGACUUUGAGUUACUGGUUGAAUUAUGAAUUGAGAAGUGGAUAAUGCCAUAAAAAAUUUGCUAGGAGUAGGAGGAUGUUCUUGGCACACUACAAGAAGUUUUCUUUUUCUUUUUGGCAAGUUCUUCAUAUUCAUGAUUCCGUUAUCAGUGCAUUUGCUUUCCCAUGAUUUCUCAUAAAUUGGACGUGAAUGUAUUUAUAGAUUUUUAUUUUUUUAGCCAGACAAAGGAUUUGAUUGAGCAACAGGUGCAUCAACCAUAUAUUAUUACUACAACUGUACGAGGCCUCAGCGUUACAAGUGCCAUAACGGUGGAUACCACCAUGACAACCCACGAAGCCUCCUCUUCAUUCUCCUCCAAGUCAAAACUUUGGAAUUACGACGUGUUCUUGAGCUUCAGCGGUGUAGACACACGCAAUGGUUUCACGGGCCACCUCCAUGCGGCAUUAACAGACAAGGGAUACCAGGCUUAUAUCGAUGAGGAUGAUCUAGAAAGAGGGGAAGAAAUACAAAAAGAACUGUUCCAGGCAAUCGAAGAAUCGAAGAUCUCUAUCAUUGUCUUCUCAGAGAGGUAUGCGGAUUCGAGUUGGUGUCUUAACGAGCUGGUGAAGAUCAUGGAGUGCAGAGACAAACUGGGGCGACAUGUUUUGCCAAUAUUCUAUCAUGUUGAUCCUUCACAUGUCAGGAAGCAGAACGGAGUUUUAGCCCAAGCGUUUAAGAAGCACAAACAAGACAUCCGUGAAGAAAAAGAUGACAAGGAACGUGAAGAUAAACGAGAAAGGGUAAAGCAGUGGAGAAAGGCUCUUACAACAGCUGCAAAGUUGGCCGAAGAAUUUCAGAAGCACAAAGAAGGCAUCGGUGAAGAAAAGGAUGACAAGAAACGUGAAGCUAAACAAGGGGUAAAGCAGUGGGGAGAGGCUCUUACAAAAGCUGCAAAUUUGUCUGGCCACCAUCUUCAAAUCACUGAUAAUAGGUGCGAAGCACAGCUGAUUAGAGAAAUUGUUGAUAAGAUUAUUCCGGAAUGGCUUCUAAGCACAAACAAAUUACAUGUGGCCAAGCACCCGGUUGGAAUCAAUUCUCGCGUUCAAGAUAUUAUCAGUUAUCUUUCAAGUGGUGGAUCAGAAGUUCGCAUGGUUGGAAUUUGGGGGAUGGGCGGAUUGGGUAAAACAACAGCUGCCAAAGCCAUUUAUAACCAAAUUCAUCAUAAGUUCCAAUUCAAAAGCUUCCUUGCCAACGUUAGUGAAUAUGAUCUGGCUGAUUUGCAAGGCAAACUUGUUUCUGACAUCUUGAAACGGAACAAGUCUAAGAUAACCAGUGUUGAUGAAGGUAUCAGUCUGAUAAAAAAUCAUCUCCAACGUAGAAGCGUACUUGUCAUUAUUGACAAUGUAGACAAAGUGGAACAACUAAAUGCAAUAGCUGGAAAUCGUGAUUGGUUUGGCCCAGGAAGUAGAAUUAUCAUAACGACACGAGAUGAACGUUUACUAAAGCAAGUGAACAUGAAAGUGGACAAGACAUAUCCACUUAAGGAAAUGAAUGAAGAAGAAGCUCUGAAGCUCUUUAGUUGGCAUGCCUUUGGAAAUAGUAGGCCUAAUGAAGGAUAUCUUGAACUCUCAAAAGAGGUUGUUUCUUACUGUGGUGGUUUGCCACUAGCCCUUGAAGUUUUAGGUUCUUCUAUGGUUGAAAGAUCCCCAACAGAGUGGAAAAGCCAGUUGGAGAAAUUGAAAAAAAUUCCUAAUGAAGGAAUAAUGAAACCGCUAAGAGUAAGCUUUGAAAGGCUAGAUCCUACCCAGAGGGAUAUAUUCCUUGACAUAUCUUGUUUCUUUAUUGGAUGGAAAAAGGAUUAUGUCGCAAAAAUAUUAGAUGGAUGUAACUUUUUUGCAACAAUAGGAAUCAAUGACCUCCGUGAACGAUGCCUUAUAACUGUUGAAGACAACAAGUUGAAUAUGCAUGAUUUGCUUCGAGAAAUGGCCAAAGUAAUCAUUUCUGGUAAUUACCGUCGUCCCCCUAGAGAAUGGAGUAGGUUGUGGAACCAUCAAGAUGUCACUAAUGUAUUGAGAGAUAAAUCUGGAACUGAAGAAGUUGAAGGACUAGCACUAUAUUUCCCUCCUUUCCCUGAAUGGCUAGCACCAUAUUUCCCUUCUUUGCCUCCAAGCUCUAACAUGCCUAGUUUCAGUACAGAAGCAUUUGCCAUCAUGAAGAAACUGAGACUGCUCAGGCUCUACAACGUGCAGCUCAAUGGAGAAUACAAACAUCUCCCCAAAGAGUUAAUAUGGUUGCUUUGGGAAGGAUGCCCCUUAAAGUCUAUACCAGAUGACUUCUUUGAUCAACCAAGACUAGUUAUUUUAGAGAUAACGAAUAGCAAACUGGUACAAGUUUGGGAGGGCUCCAAGUCGCUUGGAAACUUGAAAAUCCUUAAUCUCAGUUAUUGCCAGGACUUAAAAAAAUCACCAGACUUAUCAAAUCUCCCAAAUCUUGAAGAUUUGAUAUUGGAAAGGUGUGAGAGAUUGUCCGAGAUUCACCCCUCCAUUGGUCAUCUUAAAAAACUCUCUUUUGUGAACUUCAUAGCCUGCAAGAAUCUUAAUUCUCUUCCUGGGGAUUUCUACGAGUCCAAAUCCGUUCAGAUUCUUGAUCUUUAUCUAUGUUGUCAAUUCAGUGAACUGCCCGAGGAUUUAGGGAAGAUGACAUCAUUGAGAGAACUUAGAGCAUCUACCACAGCCAUAAGACAAGUACCGCGUUCCACAGUAAGAUUGAAAAAUCUCACUUAUUUAUCUCUAGAGCGUGUGCAAUCGAAGUUUCCUUUGCAAUUUCCCGAUUCGUUACACGGCUUAGAUUCUUUAAGAAAUUUAGAUCUCAUGGUGCAGAUUAAGCGAUGAUGCAUUCCCAAAAGGUUUUGGGAGUCUAAUUUCUUUACAAGGUUUGAAUCUUUCGGGUAAUUAUUUUCAUACCCUACCCAUCCUCAGUGAUCUUUCAAAUCUUGAAAGUUUGCAGUUAAGUAACUGCCGUUACCUUCAUACAAUCUAUGAUUUACCAACAAAUUUGAAAUUUCUGGGUGCAUCUAGUUGCUAUUGUUUGGUAACAAUGCCCAAUUUUUCGAAAAUGUCGAAUAUGAGAGAACUGGAUGUAAGUGAUUCACACGCACUCACUGAGGUUCCAGACUUGGAUAAGUCAUUAAACUCCAUGACAUGGAUUGAUAUGAGUAACUGCACCAAACUCAGGAUUGAUUUAAGGAGGAACAUCCUAAAGGGAUGGACUUCUUGCGGAUAUGGUGGCAUUUUUCUCAAUGGGAAUUAUGUUCCUGAUUGGUUCGAGUUUGUCAACGAUGGUAAUAAAGUCAGUUUUGAUAUCCCCCUGAGUGAUGGUCGUAAGUUUGAAGGGCUGACUCUGUUAUGCCUUUACUGCUUCAAUCCUUAUCAGCCAAGAACUUGUAUCAGAUGGAAUGGUCAUCAUCGUGCCAGUAUUGAUAUAAAUAAUACCAAGCGUAUCGAGUUGCACACCUGCAUAAGCAAGGAAGAUUGGGUUAUAAAAAUGCGCGAUAUUGUAUUUAAAGAAUGUUUUCUUUGGCAAGGACAAAUAUCGAACGAUAAGCUCAAUUUGCAAAGCGGGGAUAAAGUUGAUGUAACUUUUGAAAUGCCAGAGGCAUUCAAAAAAAUUCAUUAUGUGACAAUUAAGGGAACAGGGGUUAAUCUAGUAUGGGACAAACCUCUGAAGGAAAAUAUGCACGGUUUUGAUCCUGAAGAUGUGUUUUUGAUCCAGAGGCACAAUCAAGGUGGUGAUGCAUCGUCAUCAUCACAAUCAGUUCGAUAAAUGAAGGCAAGUCCAUAUUUCAUAUUUCUUUCAAAUUUCUUUCAAAUUUCAAGUUUCCCUCUGGAGCCACCGCGGCAGUUCUUUUUUCCCGGUAAUUUAAUCGAAAUAUCAAGGGUAGUCCGGUCUAGAAGCACAAAAAUUAUAUCUCUCUCUACACUGACAGAGUCACUCUCGAACGGAAGUAAUGGGAAGCUUAUUGGGAGGAGCGACCCAAAUUCUGAGCAAAUCGUCGUCCGCUUUCUUCUUCCUCAAUCCAAAUUCGAACCUCCCUCUUUACAAACCCUCCAAAUCCCCUCGCCUCCUCCGCCCCUUCGGGAUCAUGGCCGCCGCCGACGCGUUCGUCAAGAGCAGCAUCCACCCAAUUGGCGUCGCCGUCAUCACCCUCGGUCGCCCCCCGAGCUCUCAACGCCAUGAACCUAGAUAUGGAUGUGAAAUACAAGAGCUAUCUAGAUGAAGGGGAAGCUGACACAAAUGUGAAGUGUGUUCUUGUUGAUAGCCGCUCGGGUCGUGCCUUUUGUGGCGGAAAGGAUAUUAAAGUGGUUGUUUCAAAAGGACAAAAACACCCCUGUUCUGCCGAAGAGAUAGAUGGUGUCCAUUAAGUUGGCACGUUGAUUCAUUGAUAAGCAUAGUUGCCGGAUUCGGUGAAAUGGUGUCCGAAUCCCGUAUCGGUAUUCACUGCUGAGUAUUCUCUAAUAUGCAAACUCUCUGAGUUCAAGAAGCCCAUAUAAGCUUCAUGGAUGGCAUAACAGUGGGCUUUGGUAUUGGCCUAUCAGGUCACGGUCGCUACCGGAUCAUUACAGAGAGGACUGUUCUUGCUAUGCCAGAGAAUGUAAUUUGUUUGUUCCCAGAUGUUGGGUUUUCACGUAUAGAGGCAAAGAAUCCAGGAGGAGGAUCUGUAGGUAUAUCCCCACAAACAGAUGGAACUUUAACAAUGCUGCUUAUGAAACAUAACAGAUGGAGAGGUGGAGAGCUUCAAGUUGAUUCCGUGAUGCAUGUUGCAAGCUCCAUACGGGGACACAAUGUUUCAAGCCAAAUUGCUUUUUUGUCAUUGACUUCCUUUCCCGACACAGGUACAUUAGCCCCGAGUCCUUCGGAUACCUGGAUCUACUACAAAGUUUGAGAAGUGGUGAUUGUUCCUAACUGUACAUUUUUCUUCUUUGGUACUGCCUGAUUGUGUUUUUUUUACUCCUGUUUCUUCCCCGGAUUUACAUAAAGCUAAUGUUACAAACUAGGCAACUAAAGCGGCUAUCUCCAAAUGCAGCUGUUUCUUCUUCUCUGUAUCGCUCAUUAAUGAAAAAUAACUAAUCAAGCUUAAAAUUUGCAUCGAA
Molecule: messenger RNA, 5375 nt
Organism: Malus domestica (apple)
Lineage: Eukaryota; Viridiplantae; Streptophyta; Magnoliopsida; Rosales; Rosaceae
Source: RefSeq, a predicted model, not a curated record